UUUUUUAUUAUUUGUCAAUCUCAUUUUUUUGUGUUUUUCUUUUUUAAAAGCUGUUUCCAAAUAUUUAUGGAUUUUGAGUGAUACAUGACAUUCCUCCUUUCCUUAAUUUACCUGAGAUCCAGCAAAAAGUCGAUCAGGAAAAACCAUAUUGCCUUAUGCCCAUCUUAAAUUGCACAUUUAUUUAAUAUUCUCUCUUACUUGGUGCUGUUACUCCCUGUGCAAGAAUUAAAAACUUUUCCAUAGCUAUUGGGAUGUUUCAAUGUGCACAUACGUCUGAUUCAGCCUUUAUCUGAAAGUGGUUUUGGCACCUGGAAUACAUAAGGAAAACUCCCAGGCUGUGUCUGGUGUCGUCUGGACUGCUGCCCAUAAAUAGCUCUGCAUGAUAAAGCAGUUCUUUUGGAUGAAUAAGAGAUGGAACUGGUGCUUGUCUUCCUCCUUGUUGUUACAACUGUGUCUGGGUGUGGUGUACCCAGCUACCAGCCCAACACCAGCCGUGUGGUGAAUGGGGAAGAAGCACGUCCAUACAGCUGGCCAUGGCAGGUUUCUUUGGAGUCCUUCUUCCCCACUUGUGGAGGAACUCUUAUUGCUCCCAACUGGGUUUUGACCGCUGCACACUGCAUCACAUUUCACACAUACAGGGUGGUUCUUGCUGAGCACGACAUGAACAAGGAGGAGGGCCCUGAACAGUCCAUCAUGGUGGCAAAAAUGUUCAUCCAUCCAAAAUGGAACGACAACUGUGUGUCCUGUGGGAAUGACAUUGCUUUGCUCAAGCUGGAGAGAAGUGCUGUUAUCAAUGACAAGGUUCAGCCGGCUUGCCUGCCACAGCACGGUGCUACUCUUGCCCACAACCAGCCGUGUUAUGUCACAGGCUGGGGUCGACUCUCCUCUGGCGGUGCUCGGGCGACUACACUACAGCAGGCUCUGCUUCCUGUGGUGGAUCACAGUAUCUGUAGUCGAAGUGACUGGUGGGGAAGCUCAGCAAAGACUACUAUGGUCUGUGCAGGAGGAGAGAGCAAGUCAGCGUGCCAUGGAGACUCUGGAGGCCCUCUGAACUGUGAGGGCAGAGAUGGUAAGUGGUACGUGCAAGGAGUGACUAGUUUUGUGGAUGGACGGGGCUGUAAUACCCCUCAGAAGCCCACAAUGUUUACCCGUGUGGCCACUUUCAUCCCCUGGAUCAGUGAGACCAUGGCCCAAAACUGAAGAAAGCUCCAUAGCCAAAGAAGUGACUGGGCAAUAAACUGUAUCAUGGCAUUUUAAUAUAUUUGUCCUGUAUUUCAUCAAAAUAUAUACAGAUUAUUAAAAAAAUAAACAAACAAACAUUUUAACAAAUUUUUGACAACAUUCACCAUUUUAAUAAUUUGAAUAUCUGUUAUGGAAAUACAAAUAUUAUGUGUAUUUACUGUAGGUUAUUGUUUUUUAUUUGAACAGAUUCAGGGCUUUUAUUAUG
Messenger RNA from Centropristis striata (black sea bass), 1447 nucleotides. RefSeq names its product chymotrypsin-like elastase family member 3B. Bases 412 to 1200 code for a protein of 262 amino acids. The record is from RefSeq and is a predicted model, not a curated record. Gene Ontology annotation, molecular function: serine-type endopeptidase activity. NCBI's taxonomy places the organism in Eukaryota, Metazoa, Chordata, Actinopteri, Perciformes, Serranidae. Gene Ontology annotation, biological process: proteolysis. The transcript has 7 exons.